Messenger RNA from Mustela lutreola (European mink), 5530 nucleotides. It is a transcript of the gene PFAS, whose product is annotated as phosphoribosylformylglycinamidine synthase. Gene Ontology annotation, biological process: 'de novo' IMP biosynthetic process. Bases 115 to 4140 code for a protein of 1341 amino acids. Gene Ontology annotation, molecular function: phosphoribosylformylglycinamidine synthase activity. The record is from RefSeq and is a predicted model, not a curated record. The transcript is spliced from 28 exons. NCBI's taxonomy places the organism in Eukaryota, Metazoa, Chordata, Mammalia, Carnivora, Mustelidae.
CCUCUUCCCGUGGCGCGCUUGGAUGACUCACCGCCUGCGCCAUACUUCCACGAACUCUGUCCCUGGAAAUUUCUCACGGACCUAAGUCAUAUUCCACAACGGGCACCUCCAGCGAUGGCCUUGAUUCUUCACUUCUAUGUCCAUCCCUCUGGCCAUGAGAAGGCAGCUUCCGGACACACUCAGCGAAAGCUCCAAGGGCAGCUACCAGCGCUGCAGGGUGUCAAGACAGAGCUGUGCUACAACGUGAACUGGACAGCCAAGUCCCGUCCGAGUGCCGAGGAGAUGAAAAAGCUGACAUGGCUCUUUGGCUGUCCCUUGUUACCGGGGGACGUUGCUCUGGAAUCCUGGCUCCAUCCUGACUGUAAUGACCUGCUGCUGGAGGUUGGGCCCAGGCUGAACUUCUCCACCCCAGCAUCCACCAACGUCGUGUCAGUGUGCUGGGCCGCUGGGCUGGGGGCUGUGGAUCGUGUGGAGACCACCCGGCGCUACCUGCUUUCGUUUGCCCAACCCCCAUCAGCUGAGAUGAAGGCCAUCGCCCUGGCCACCCUCCAUGACCGGAUGACGGAACAGCACUUCCCCUGUCCCAUCCAGAGCUUCUCCCUUGGGAGCAUUUCCACGCCCCUCAACAGCUCUAUCAAUAUACUCGCUGAGGGCCGGUGUGCCCUCGAGAAGGCCAACCAGGAGCUGGGCCUGGCCCUAGACUCCUGGGACCUGGAUUUCUACACCAAACGCUUCCAGGAGCUCCAGCGGAACCCCAGCACCGUGGAGGCCUUCGACUUGGCUCAGUCCAAUAGUGAACACAGCCGACACUGGUUCUUCAAGGGGCUGCUCCACAUGGACGGGCAGAAGUUGGCACACUCUCUCUUUGAGUCCAUCAUGAGCACCCAGGCGUCCUCGAACCCCAACAACGUCCUCAAGUUCUGUGACAACAGCAGCGCAAUCCAGGGGAAAGAAGUCCAAUUCCUACGGCCCGAGGACCCCACACAGCCAAGCAGCUUCCAGCAGCAGCGGGCCCUGAGACACGUCGUCUUCACAGCGGAGACCCACAACUUCCCCACAGGAGUGGCCCCCUUCAGCGGUGCGACCACGGGCACUGGAGGCCGGAUCCGAGACAUCCAGUGCACAGGCCGUGGGGCCCACGUGGUGGCUGGCACCGCUGGCUAUUGCUUUGGAAACCUGCACAUCCCAGGUUAUAACCUGCCCUGGGAGGAUCCAAGCUUCCAGUAUCCUGAGAACUUUGCUAGGCCCCUGGAGAUCGCCAUUGAGGCCAGUAAUGGGGCUUCUGAUUACGGCAACAAGUUUGGGGAGCCAGUGCUGGCCGGCUUCGCCCGCUCCUUGGGCCUCCAGCUCCCCGAUGGCCAGCGGCGUGAGUGGAUCAAGCCCAUCAUGUUCAGCGGGGGCAUCGGGUCCAUGGAAGCUGAACACGUGAGCAAGGAACCCCCAGAGCCAGGCAUGGAUGUGGUGAAGAUUGGGGGGCCUGUCUACAGGAUCGGAGUUGGGGGUGGAGCCGCAUCGUCUGUGCAGGUGCAGGGCGACAAUGCCAGCGAGCUGGACUUCGGGGCCGUGCAGCGGGGGGACCCGGAGAUGGAACAGAAGAUGAACCGUGUGAUCCGGGCUUGUGUGGAGGCCUCCAGGGGGAACCCCAUCUGCAGCCUCCACGAUCAGGGCGCUGGCGGCAAUGGCAACGUCCUGAAGGAGCUCAGUGACCCCGCCGGGGCUGUCAUCUACACCAGCCGCUUCCAGCUCGGGGAUCCGACCCUGAACGCCCUGGAAAUCUGGGGGGCUGAGUACCAGGAGUCGAAUGCUCUUCUGCUGAGGCCCCUUGACCGGGACUUUCUCAGUCGUGUCAGCGCCCGGGAACGCUGUCCGGCUUGUUUUGUGGGCACCAUCACUGGGGACAGGAGGAUAGUGCUGGUGGAUGAUCGCGAGUGCCCCGUUGGAAGAAAUGGCCAUGAGGAUGGCUCCCCCUUGUCUCCCCCAACCCCUGUGGACCUGGAGCUGGACUGGGUGCUGGGCAAGAUGCCUAGGAAGGAGUUCUUCCUCCAGAGGAGUUUCCCUGUGCUGAAGCCCCUGGCCUUGCCCCCGGGUCUCCGUGUGCGCCAGGCUCUGGAGCGCGUUCUGAGGCUGCCUGCCGUGGCCAGCAAGCGCUACCUUACCAACAAGGUGGACCGCUCCGUGGGCGGCCUGGUGGCCCAGCAGCAGUGUGUGGGAGCCCUGCAGACCCCCCUGGCAGAUGUGGCUGUCGUGGCCCUGAGUCACCAGGAGCUUGUUGGGGCUGCCACCGCUCUAGGAGAGCAGCCUGUCAAGAGCCUGCUGGACCCCAAGGUGGCUGCCCGCCUGGCCGUGGCCGAAGCCCUCACCAACCUGGUGUUCGCGCUGGUCACCGACCUCCGGGACGUGAAAUGCAGCGGGAACUGGAUGUGGGCUGCCAAGCUCCCAGGGGAGGGCGCGGCUCUGGCCGAUGCCUGCGAGGCUAUGGUGGCAGUGAUGGCGGCCUUGGGCGUGGCAGUGGAUGGUGGCAAGGACUCUCUCAGCAUGGCCGCCCGGGUUGGCUCUGAGACAGUGCGGGCUCCUGGAUCGCUGGUCAUCUCAGCCUACGCUGUCUGUCCAGACAUUACGGCCACUGUAACCCCAGACCUCAAGCAUCCUGGAGGGGGAGGCCGUCUGCUGUAUGUGCCUCUGAGCCCUGGGCAGCACCGGCUGGGGGGCACGGCUCUGGCCCAGUGCUUCUCACAGCUGGGCGAGCAGCCUCCCAACCUGGACGUCCCCGAGAACUUGGCGCAUGCCUUUAAUGUCACCCAGGGCCUGCUGAGAGACCGCCUCCUCUGCUCAGGCCAUGAUGUCAGUGACGGGGGUCUCAUCACCUGCCUGCUGGAGAUGGCCUUUGCUGGGAAUUGUGGGAUAGAGGUGGAUGUGCCUGCCCCCGGGGUUGACGUGCUGCCCGUGCUCUUCGCCGAGGAGCCAGGCCUGGUGCUGGAGGUGCAGGAGGCAGACCUGGGCCAGGUGCUGGAGCGCUACUGGGCUGCUGGACUCCGCUGCCUGGAACUGGGCCCCACAGGCGAUGCCGGGCCCCACGCCCUGGUGCGAGUGUCCGUGAAUGGGGCGGUGGUCCUGGAGGACACUGUUGGGCAGCUGCGCGCCGUGUGGGAAGAGACGAGUUUCCAGCUGGACCGGCUGCAGGCAGAGCCGCGCUGUGUGGCAGAGGAAGAGCAGGGGCUGCGGGAGCGCACAGGACCCAGUUACUGCCUGCCCCCAACCUUCCCCGAAGCGUCUGUGCCCCACGAGCCCGGUGGUCCCCUGCCCCGAGUCGCCAUCCUGCGAGAGGAGGGCAGUAACGGAGACCGUGAGAUGGCAGAUGCCUUCCACUUGGCUGGGUUUGAGGUGUGGGACGUGACCAUGCAGGACCUGUGCUCUGGGGCAAUCGGCUUGGACACUUUCCGUGGUGUGGCUUUUGUGGGCGGCUUCAGCUAUGCGGACGUCCUGGGCUCUGCCAAAGGGUGGGGGGCUGCUGUGACCUUCCACCCGCUGGCCGGGGCCGAGCUGAGGCGCUUCCGGAAGCGGCCCGACACCUUUAGCCUGGGCGUGUGUAACGGCUGUCAGCUGCUGGCUCUGCUGGGCUGGGUGGGAGGCAGCCCCAGCAAGGAGGCCCAGGAGGCCGAGGAGCCAGGCCCCGACUCCUGGCCCACCCCUCCUGGCCUCGUGCUGCGCCACAACCUGUCCGGCCGCUUCGAGUCUCGCUGGGCCAGCGUGCGUGUGGGGUCCGGGCCGGCCCUGAUGCUGCGAGGGAUGGAGGGCGCCGUGCUGCCCGUGUGGAGCGCUCAUGGGGAAGGUUACAUGGCAUUUUCUUCCCCGGAGCUCCAAGCCCAGAUCGAAGCCAUGGGCCUGGCGCCACUGCACUGGGCAGACGAUGCUGGGCAGCCCACGGAACAGUACCCCAUGAACCCCAAUGGGUCCCCAGGGGGCGUGGCUGGCGUCUGCUCCCUCGAUGGCCGCCACCUGGCUCUCAUGCCACACCCUGAGCGCGCUGUGAGGCCAUGGCAGUGGGCGUGGCGACCUCCCCCGUUUGACACCCUGACGGCCUCCCCCUGGCUCCAGCUCUUCAUCAACGCCCGAAACUGGACCCGGGAAGGGGGCUGCUGAGUGAGCCGGGGGUGGGGGGGCUCCCCUGGGCCUGACGGUUUGUGCCUGAGGGUCUCCUGUCCGCAGCCUCAAAAUCAGAAGUACCCCACCUUCCCUCCAAAUAUGUCUCGGGACAGACAAGGGCCAAAAUGCCCCCAAAACCUCCACUGGUUUCAUUAACCUGUCUGCUUUUGCCUUACGCGGUUGGAUCUGUUUGUGGUUCUGCUCGAACAGGGUUGUCCGGGGGCCUGGGAAGCAGCAUGUGGUGCUGAGGACAGAGCCCUGGGACGUGAGAAUAGUCCAUUGCCCACCCCCCACCACACGUACACGCUCUAUCUAGCAAUCGCUGCGUUGUGCCCCCAUCACUCUGGGCUCAGAGGGGUGUUUCAUGUGCCCCUUCCUCGUAGCAAGGGUUGAGGGGCUGGGGGUAUAUGACAGCAUGCAAGUCAGGACCCAUGUGUCCCCAUCAGAGAAAGAGCAGAAGCUUUCUGGAGUCCCCUUUUUAAAAUAUAGUACAAGUAGUUUGCCGACGUUUCUCUGAGCGGGUCUCCCGCUAUGUCCUCGGGCUACCCUGGUGCGGGCCUCGGAACUCAGUAUUUCUUCUCGAUGCAGCAGUUUCCUGAAAGAAAUGGUCAGCGCCUGCUUCCCUAGAAUUAAGCCUUUAGCCAGCCAGCCUACCUUCCUCCGUCUGUCCCUCCCUCUAUCCCAUUCUCUCCUUCACCUGUGUGUCCUUUCCAUUCAUUCCUUCUCUCCUCCGUCCAUCCAUCUGUCCAUUUCCUCCUUCCCUCCCUCCCUCCACUGCUUCCACUCAUUCAUUCCUUCCUUCAUCCCAUUAAUGUUGGAUGAUUAGUUACAGCGCCAGGCACUGCCGCUGGCCCCAGGGGUUUUACGACCUGAUAGAAUUUUAAGUAAGAACUGUGGGGGUGUCUGGCAGGUUCAGUCCAAAGAGCCUGUGACUUGAUUUCAGGACUGGGAGUUCGAGCCCCAUGAGAUUACAUAAGUGAAUAUACUUGAAAACAACAGCAUAGCUCUGUAUGGCAGCUGCCGUGAACCAGGCGUGCACUUCGCAUUUUGUAUGUGUCUAAAGUAUUUUUCACAAGAAUUCAACAAGGUACUUGAUAGGUGUCUCCCCCCACCCUUUUUUUUUUUUUUUUUUUUUAAACAAAGGAGCCAUUAAGGUGAAAGGUUACAUAAAUUGCCUAGGGCCACACAGCGUGUCAGGGCAGCACCCCAGGCCCGCUCUCUCCCUCCUGCUACUGCCUGCCAUCCUGCAGACCCAGAUGCUGGGGCCCUACUGUCCAGUCUCGCUGACAGCCGCCCAUGACAGCCUGUGUGUGGAACUUGUACGCAGAGUCCGUUUGUCCCCUAAAUACUUCAACAUUUUCAUUAAAGAUAUAUCCCCAAGAAUGAA